AUGAAGCUAAAGAGCACUUCCACUUCUGCAUCUACUGAUGCCUUGUCCAGCGGAGGAAGCAAUGAAACAAAGGUGAAUCAGAAAAGUGCUACUAAUAGCGUUUAUGACAAAGCAGAAACUUUGAAGCUAAUGCAGCACAUAUCUUCCAAGUCGGUUCCGUCAAUGUCUCUAAACAAUGAUGAUAUUGCUAUCAUCGAUGAAGAUGAUGAAGAGUAUCAUGACGAUUUACGAAAUUUAAAAACUAUAAAUAAUCUUCAAAAUGCAAAAUCGGUGAUUCGGAAAUUAUCACACAGUAAUAAUGUAACUGCCACUAAAGAUGGUAGAUUACCGGCUGCAAGUAAGAGUCAUUUUGAAUUUGCAUCUACUGCACACAAUAUCAGAAUGCUGAAUAAAGAUAUUUCAAAGACAAAAGUCAAUCUCACCGUAGAAAAUUUGAUUAUUAUUAGUAAGCUUAAUGAUAUGUCCAUUCUUUACUUAAAUAGAGAAAUGAUUGCAUGGAUCUUGACUCAAUAUCCAAGUACUAAUGUCUAUGUGCAGGAUAUAUUCAAAGACUCUGAACAAUUUGCCGCUAACGAACUUUGUACCGAUUCAAACUGUACACUUUCAAGAAUCAGAUAUUGGAACAAGGAAUUUGUUGAAGAGAAUGACUUUUUCUUUGAUUUAUGUAUUACUUUGGGAGGUGAUGGGACAGUUUUAUUUGCAUCCUCACUCUUUCAAAAAUAUGUUCCUCCAACAAUCUCUUUUGCCCUGGGUUCACUAGGUUUUUUAACCAAUUUUGAUUUCGAGGAUUUCAAGUCCAUUUUGAGAAAUACUAUCAAUCAUAAAAUAAAGACAAACUUAAGAAUGAGGUUGCAUUGUAAAGUAUAUCGAAGGCACAAACCUAAGCGUGAUCCAUCCACCGGUAAGAAAAUUUGCUACGUAGAAUUGGUUGAUGAACAUCACGUUCUAAAUGAAGUAACUAUUGAUAGAGGUCCAAGCCCCUUUAUUUCCAACUUGGAAUUAUAUGGUGAUGGUUGUUUGAUGACAGUGGCACAGGCUGAUGGUUUGAUUAUUGCUACACCUACAGGUUCAACUGCGUAUUCUUUGAGCGCAGGUGGCUCUUUAAUAUACCCAACUGUAAAUGCUAUUGCAGUAACACCAGUGUGUCCCCAUACUUUAAGCUUCAGGCCAAUAGUUCUACCCGAAAGUUGUAAUUUGAAAGUCAAAGUUGCUACACAGUCAAGAGGAACUUCUUGGGCAUCAUUUGAUGGUAAAGGAAGAGUGGAAUUGAGGCAAGGCGAUUUUAUAACAGUUUCAGCAAGUCCAUAUGCUUUCCAAACGGUUCAGCACUCCAAUACAGAGUUUAUAGAUAGUAUUAGCAGGUUAUUGAAUUGGAAUGUUAGAGAACAACAAAAAUCAUUUACUCAUAUGUUAUCAGACAAGAAUAAAAAGAAAUUUGCCGAAGAAUUCGUUCUUGAAGAGAAAGAAGAUGAUGAACUUAUUGAAGUAAGGAAAAUUGGCGAACAACUAUUCUCAACUUUAGAACUAGGCAAGACUAAUCACUCAUCCCCAUCCACUCGAUCCUCGUCAUCUUCAGCUACGGCGGUGAAUACCUUCAGUACAUCUACGCAAGAUGUAGAAACGACUAGUGAAAGUGACAGUGAAGAAGAAAAAGAUGCUUUUUGUAGUGGGAAUGUUCGUGUGAUCAGGCGCUCAUGA
Messenger RNA from Kazachstania africana CBS 2517, 1698 nucleotides. It is a transcript of the gene YEF1, whose product is annotated as NADH/NAD(+) kinase. NCBI's taxonomy places the organism in Eukaryota, Fungi, Ascomycota, Saccharomycetes, Saccharomycetales, Saccharomycetaceae. The record is from RefSeq and is a predicted model, not a curated record. The transcript has a single exon. Gene Ontology annotation, molecular function: NAD+ kinase activity. Gene Ontology annotation, biological process: NADP+ biosynthetic process; NAD+ metabolic process. Bases 1 to 1698 code for a protein of 565 amino acids.